UCACACUGAUGCAUUACAGUAAGGGAAAUUGAACUGUUCCUAACACACUCGCACACAAUCCACAGGCUGAAUAGCAUCCAUGGAGAACAAAUGGGAUGCACACCAGCAACAGGAACCUUGCUCUGAUAACAGCCUUGUAUUUAUUUGUAAGUUACCGGCCAGGGAAGGAUUCCAGUCACUGGACAGGCAGGAGCCCGUUCAGAUCAAACUCCCAGGGCAAUGCAGCGUCCAUCAGCUUCGUGUGCGCCUGUGUAUGCUAGCACAAGAGAAUAAUAGACUUUCAGAGCCAUUUGCACUUCUGGACCCAGAACGAUACAGUCUGUUGUACCAGAAGGAGGAGGAGUGGUAUGAAAUUUAUGAUGACUUUCAGGUAUUACGAACUUUGGACGCACCCUGGUUUCAGGGUACUGAUGGUCUUCAGACUGUCUGUGUCACUGUGUUGGCUCAGAAAACUACCUCUGAGGAGAGAAUUCGCUUCCAGAGCAUUCUGAACGAACUAAUCGGCUAUGAUUUGGACUCCUCAGACACUAAUCGUUUAAGUGAGCUAGGCUAUACCCGAAGAAAGUUUGCCACACCGCGAAGGGAAGAACUGAAAAACCGGGAUCCUAUAGCUUAUGUCACUGAACCAUGGACAACAUCCACAGUGCUCCUAAAUGACCAGCAAGGUCACCUUCAGCGGAAACUCUCAGUGAGUCUUUAUUAUAAUAGAUCAAAUAUUUCCAUUAAUGCUGACUUGACACACACCCCCAGGGAUCUCCUCAAGAUCUUCUGGGAAUCAUUGCCAAAGGGGGACCUGUCAUUCGAAGGAUGGUCUGUUGAUCAUGUCCUCAAGGUGUGUGGCAGAGAGGAAUUCUUGAGUGGAAACUUUAAGCUCUCAGACUACUUGUGGGUCGGGCACUGCCUUAAAAACUCACUGGAGCUUCAUCUCUCAGUGGUUGCCAUCUCAUCCCUUCCAGAUAACACAGUAAGCAGAGAGUACUGGCCGCUGGUGGACAGUCUCACUGGUCUCUCAAUCUCCCAUGAGGAACUUUCCCUUAAAGGGAAGGAAGUAGAGGACAUUGUGAUGAUUUCUCUGUGGGACUGUGAGAGAAAAUUCAGGGUUAAACUCUUAGGGUUUGACAUCCCAGAACUACCAAGUAAGGUACCUCCAUUUGUUCAUGUGGAAGCCAUCAUAAUAUAUGGUAGAAAGAUUGUGUCAUCAGUUUGUUCAACUCCAAAAGAGUUUACAGAUGAAGUGCUGUGGAACACCUGGUUGGAAUUUGACAUUCUGAUCAGGGAUAUCCCUCACGGAGCGAAAUUAGGCCUCACAAUUAAUGCCGGUACCACAGAAGGCACGUCAACCAAGGACACAAAGUCAAACUCCUCUAAAGUACCAGAUUACCAGAAGGGAAAAGGGCAAGUACUAUACUUUGUAAACCUCCAGCUGAUUGACCACAGAUCCCUUCUUAGCCAAGGUCCACACACUCUGCACAUGUGGGCUUUCCCAGAAUGGGACGAGGAGCCAUUCACUUAUGAAGCAGAAAAGCUGUCUACCGCCACUAACCCUGAUGUAGCUAAAUCAAUGGCAAUUACCUUCAUGCUGGAUCGCUACAGCUUUCCUGUUGUCCUGCCGCAUGGUAAGAGCUCCUCUUUUAGUGGUACAUCUCCUAUCUCAAGCCCUUCUACACUGGACCUUUCAGGAGAAUCCAGACUCUCCUCCCCAUCCAAUGAGGCUCCUGCAACAACACCCUUCACCCUCAGGAGACUCAAAGAAGAAAGUGUCCACUAUGCCUCAAAUUUACCCCAGUUUCUGCGCAAGGUCGACUGGAUGAUGCCAGCUGCGGUCCAGGAUGUCUACUGGCUGUUGAGUCACUGGGAUCCAGAGGACAUAGAGCUGUUUGUGGCCCUUGAGCUCCUGAGUGUGGAUUUUGCAGACACAAAGGUCAGAAGACUGGCAGUUCAAAGAUUAGAGAUCCUAUCCAAUGAUGAGGUACUUAAGUACCUGCUGCAGCUGGUUCAGACCCUUAAAGUCGAGCCAUAUCAUGAUAGCUGUCUGGCAAGAUUCCUUCUCAAAAGAGCACUAAGGAGCAGACGGAUCGGACACUUCUUUUUCUGGUAUUUGCGGAGUGAGGUGGCAGGGUGUCCAUUUUUCCGCCAGCGUAUGGCAGUUAUCCUGGAGGCAUACUUGUUGGGCUGUGGAGAGGCAAUGCUGACUGAAUUCCAGCAUCAAGUACAAGUCGUCAAAUGCCUGCACGAUGUGGCUCUAGCAGUUAAGGUGCUCUACCCAGAAAAGACAGACCUUCCAUCAACAGCUCCUCAGAAGCUGCAGGAGUUAUUGGAGGACUGCUGUUUACCCUCCGACUUCCUGGUGCCUUUUGAUCCCCGUGUCAGAGCAGGAAGCAUCAUACUGAAAGACUGUAAGAUCAUGGCCUCUAAGAAAAAGCCACUCUGGCUUGAGUUCUCCUGCGUACAGUCAGAAGCUCCAGCCUCUCCUCCUGUCGGCAUCAUCUUUAAGCAUGGAGAUGACCUCCGACAGGACAUGCUUAUCAUCCAGACUCUAGUGGUCAUGGACUCAAUUUGGCAAGAAAAAGGUUUAGACUUGAACCUGGUGCCUUAUGGAUGCAUUUCAACAGGAUAUAACAUAGGAAUGAUUGAGAUUGUGCGAAAUGCGAUCACUAUUGCCUCAGUUCAGAAGAGUCAGGGAGGUAUGGCGGGAGCUUUCAAAAACAAUGCCUUGUAUGACUGGCUUCAGAGGAAAUGCCCAUUCCAGGAAAAACACUUUCAAGCAAUGGAGAAGUUUGUGAACUCAUGUGCGGGCUACUGUGUGGCCACAUAUGUGCUGGGUAUAGGUGACCGCCACAACGACAACAUUAUGAUCACUGAACAAGGCAACUUGUUCCACAUUGAUUUUGGCCAUAUCUUGGGCAACACUAAGAGCUUCAUGGGGGUGAACAGAGAAAGGGUGCCCUUUGUCCUCACCCCUGACUUCCUGUAUGUUAUGGGCAGGGUGAAAGGCCGUCCCAGCCUCUACUUCAAGAGAUUUAUGGACACCUGUAUCAAUGCCUAUCUGUCCCUCCGGUCUCAGUCUCGCCUUCUUGUCACGCUCUUCUCUCUAAUGCUCCUCACGGGAAUUCCUGAGCUCAGCACGUCACAGGACAUGCGCUACCUACGUACUGCACUGCAGCAGGACCAAGGGGAGGAAGAGGCUCGGAAUCACUUCCUGCAGCAGAUUGCACUUUGCGAGCAGAAAGGUUGGACUGUGCAGGCUAACUGGUGGUUUCACCUGAUGGCGGGCAUUAAAUAGAAAACAUGAGGAAACUAUGUACCUUUCUGACAGAUAAUGUACAGGUACAGGUAAUGUACCUGCAUGCUACAAUUCAACUUAAAGGCACAGUUCACCCAAAAAUGAAGAUUAUGUCAUUUACUCACCUUCAUGAUCUUCCAAAGUUGAUUUUGUUGAUUUUAUUUUCUAUGUUGAACAUGAGGAGAUGUUUGUCAGGAUGUUCAUGCUGCUCUUUCCAUACAUGAAAGUGAAUGGUGUCCAGGGGGUGACAAAAAAACAAGUACCAUUGGUCCAUAUGAAUCCUGCACUAUAUUACAAGUCUUUUGGUGCUAUAUGUAAAGAAUAGACAGAAAUUUAAGUUGUUACUUACUGAAAAUCUUUCCCUCUGCUGUAGGUCAAAUCUCAUUUAUAUGGAAGCCUGUUUUUUUAAACUCAGAAUUCUGACUUUUUUUCUCAAAUUGCGUGAUAUAAAGUCAGAAUUCUGAGAUAUAAACUUGCAAUUGCAUGAUAUAAAGUCACAAUUCUGACUUUUUUUCUCACAAUUCUGACUUUUUUUCUCACAGCUGUGAGUUAUGAAGUCAGAAUUCUGAGAUAUAAAUUCGCAAUUGCAUGAUAUAAAGUCACAAUUCUGACUUUUUCUUGCAAUUCUGACUUUAUAUCACGCAAUUGCGAGUUUAUAUCUCAGAAUUGUGACUUCAUAUCACUCAAUUGCGAGUUUAUAACUCGCAAUUCGGACUGUAUAACUCACAAUUGUGAGAAAAAAAGUCAGAAUUGUGAGAAAAAAAGUCAGAAUUGUGAGAUAUAAACUCGCAAUUGCGAGAUAAAAAGUCAGAAUUCUGAGAUAAAAAGUCGCAAUUAUUGUUUUUAUUUUUUUAUUUAGUGGCGGAAACGGGCUUCCAUACAUUUAUGCAACUUAAAUGCACAAAUUCCGAUUUCGCACAUGAAUGGUGUAUGGCAGACUAAAUAUUUUCUUGCUUUUCCAUGGAAGGAAGAAAUUCAUCAGGGUUUGGAAUAGUGUUGUCAAAAGUACCGACUGCGAUACCAAGUCGGUACUGAAAUUUUAAAAAUGUGAUGUUUUGAGCGCUGUUGAGCGGUUUUGUGAUCACCUCUGAUUGGCCUUUGUGUUCACGUGCUCAUCAGAUAUGUCUGUGGGAGCUCCCGCUUUCAAAUCGCUUUUAAAUUCAGACACUUCUGUGUGUUUUCAAAUGCUCCCGCAUAUAUCUCUGUAAGCGCUCAGUGAAGAGCAUCUAUUUACAACAUGUUUUUGAAGUGUUGAUCAUUGUGGCCAAUCAGAGACAUAUCUGAUGAGCACGUGAACACAAUGGCCAAUCAGAGGUGUUUACGAAA
Ctenopharyngodon idella (grass carp) is the source of this 4609-nucleotide messenger RNA. Its product is annotated as phosphatidylinositol 4,5-bisphosphate 3-kinase catalytic subunit gamma isoform. Gene Ontology annotation, biological process: phosphatidylinositol-3-phosphate biosynthetic process; phosphatidylinositol-mediated signaling; phosphatidylinositol 3-kinase/protein kinase B signal transduction. The coding region runs from base 80 to 3283 and encodes 1067 amino acids. The record is from RefSeq and is a predicted model, not a curated record. Lineage: Eukaryota; Metazoa; Chordata; Actinopteri; Cypriniformes; Xenocyprididae. The transcript has 11 exons. Gene Ontology annotation, molecular function: 1-phosphatidylinositol-3-kinase activity; 1-phosphatidylinositol-4-phosphate 3-kinase activity. Gene Ontology annotation, cellular component: cytoplasm; plasma membrane; phosphatidylinositol 3-kinase complex, class IA.